AUGGUCUGUUGGCCCAAGGCAAAGUCCCACAGCUGGACCUAUCCCACCGCAGUCCUGUCACUCUAUGGGUUUUUUGCUAACUGCAGAGUAGCAGAGCCCUUCCUCACACCAUACCUAAUUGGACCAUACAAGAACAUCUCUGGAGAAGUGGUGACCAACUACCUGUUCCCUAUCUGGACAUACUCCUACCUGGCCUUCCUUUUCCCCAUCUUCCUCCUGACUGACUUCCUGAGGUACAAGCCCCUCAUUAUGGUACAGGGGCUCUUCCUGGUCUCCAACUACCUCCUGCUCUGUUUUGCCCCAGGUCUGCCUGCCAUGAUCUGUCUCGAGAUCACCUAUGCUGUAGUGGCAUCUACAGAGGUGGCUUACUUCUCCUACAUUUACAGCGUGAUUCCAGUUGAGUUUUACCAAAGAGCCACUGGUUACCUGCGCAGUGCCAUGCUGACUGGAUAUACUGUUGGUGCUGGCCUGGGCCAAAUGCUCAUCUCUCUGGCAGGAGUAGACCUCUUCUACAUCAAUGCUAUCAGUCUGGGGAUCGUAAGCAUGGCUUUUCUCACCUCCUUCUGGUUGCCCAUGCCCCAGAGGAGCCUGUUCUUCAAAGACAAAAAGGUUGCAGCUGUGGGCUCGCAGUCCCAGAAAGAGGGGCCACUGGGACCAGACAGGCCUGAGCAACCGGUGAUGUGCAAGGACAAUGCUGCCUCGAGGGAAGAGAAGACGGAGCACAGUGGCUGUGCUGACUGGUGCAGCGGGGACAGUGUGGUCACUGCGGGCCAUCUGCUUUGGCAAAGCUUCAGGGAGUCCUAUUCCUCCAGGCAUUUAAUCUACUGGUCUCUGUGGUGGGCUUUGGCCACAGCUGGCUACUUGCAGAUUUUCAACUACAUCCAGCUGAUGUGGGACCAUAUAGAACCAUCUGCCACAUCAUCUAUCUACAACGGGGGUGUAGAGGCUGUGUGCUGUCUUGUGGGUGCUGCGGCGGCCUUCUCCGUGGGCUACAUCAGGGUGAGCUGGGCCGUGUGGGGAGAGCUGGCGUUAGGUUUGUUUUCAGCUGUAGCCACGGGCGCUGUGUUUCUGAUGGCGCUCACCAGCAGCAUCUGGGUAUGCUAUGCUGGUUAUGUCAUUUUCAAGUCCUGCUACAUGUUUCUCAUCACCAUCACAGCAUUUCAGAUCGCAUCCAAUCUCUCAAUGCAGUGCUAUGCUUUGACUUUCGGGAUCAACACCUUUGUAGCCCUGUCACUGCAGACCAUUAUAACGCUGAUAGUUGUGGAUGAAGCUGCUCUGGGGCUGGACAUUGUGACACAGUUCAUCGUCUAUGGAGGCUACUACGCUGUCAUCUCGGUGCUGUUCCUGAUUCGAGGGACCUACACCGCCUGUGCAAAUCAGCGCAAUCCUGAGCAAAGAGACGCCAAGGAACACGAGCACAGUGUGGAGGUGAUCUCGACUGAACGUUUCUGA
Messenger RNA from Chelmon rostratus (copperband butterflyfish), 1452 nucleotides. It is a transcript of the gene slc19a3b, whose product is annotated as solute carrier family 19 member 3b. NCBI's taxonomy places the organism in Eukaryota, Metazoa, Chordata, Actinopteri, Chaetodontiformes, Chaetodontidae. Gene Ontology annotation, molecular function: vitamin transmembrane transporter activity. The record is from RefSeq and is a predicted model, not a curated record. Gene Ontology annotation, biological process: transmembrane transport; vitamin transport. The transcript is spliced from 8 exons. Gene Ontology annotation, cellular component: plasma membrane. Bases 1 to 1452 code for a protein of 483 amino acids.